AUGAAAGACGCCAACAUCUCCAAGUCGAUUCUCAGCGUCUCGUCUCCAGGAACUCAUCUUGUUCCCGGAAACGACGAGUUGGCGCGCAACAUCACCCGAGAAGUCAACGAGUUUGCCGCCGACCUCAAGAAGCGCCUGCCUGAGCAAUUUGGCUUCUGGGCCUCCCUGCCUCUUCCGGACAUCGAGGGCAGUCUUGCCGAGCUGGCGUACGCUCUCGACGAGCUCAAUGCAGACGGUGUCGUUGUCAUGACCAACGCCCACGGAGUCUACCUCGGCAACGCGACCCUUGA
This is a messenger RNA of Clonostachys byssicola, 290 nucleotides long. Lineage: Eukaryota; Fungi; Ascomycota; Sordariomycetes; Hypocreales; Bionectriaceae. The record is from the annotation of a GenBank genome assembly.